AUGCGGCAGCCUGAUACGGCGGCGGCAAACGGGAGGACGCGUGGCCACCUCGGGGCUGCUCGAAAGGGGAUGGGUCUUGGCGGCCGACUCUCCGUCUUCAACUUCGACUUCAUCUUCAACUUCACGUCUUCCCUCACAUCGCAUCCCCUCACUCACCCAUCAUCAACACCACCACCACAACGAUCACAGAGGUCAAAGCGCUGCCCGAAUACACAGAGAGAGCAGAUCAGAGUAUACGACGACGACAUUGACGGCGCACUUAGACCGGUAACCGACGGGCUCGCUGUCUUCACCAUGGCCGCGAUGGGAGAGUUACCUCUACCUUCGUCCGCAUUGUCACCACUCACAAACCAGACCCAGUCCUACGACCCUGAUAUGGACUCCUUCCUCAACCUCGACCAGACCAUGUAUCCCUCUCCCUCCGUCUCGCCAUCAAACUCGGACAUGAAGUCCUCUGCCAAACACAACUUCAUCCAUCACCAGCAACAGCAGCAGCAGCAGGUCUCUACACUGCCGCCUGCGAUCUCAAGCCCACAGCAGGAGCAGUAUCGCGGACCCAGUCACCAGUACAGCUCCUACACACAGCAGACUGGCCUGCCGCCAGGUGGCCUUGCCAGCACGAUUGCCAUCAACAACAACAACAACGUCAACUUCGGACUGGAGAACAUGGGCAUGGUUCACCCCAUGGACGGAAUCUAUGGUCGCAUCGGACAGCCGCUUCACUCUCUUCCCGCGCUUCCAAUGAAGGAUUCGACUGAGAUGGACCUCGACGACAGCAUGGCCGACUCUCAGACAUAUCUCAUGCCUUCCCAGGCUACCAAGACCCAUGUCAGCAGUCAAGACGAUGGCGAACAGUCCAACGGUCUACCCCAGCCAGCCAAGUAUAGAAAGGAUGAACAGGAUAUGGACGAGGACGAGCGAUUACUCGCUAGUGAGGAGGGAAAGAAACUCAGCAGCAAAGAACGACGACAGCUCCGUAACAAGGUCUCUGCUCGCGCUUUCCGAUCACGACGAAAAGAAUACAUUGGCCAGCUUGAAGGUGAAGUCGCUGCCAAGACCAACGAGGCCAACGAGUUGCGACUCCGCAACAACGCCCUCACCGAAGAAAAUGCUAGACUCAGCAACUUCACACGCAUGCUUCUCUCGUCUCCCCACUUCACUCCCUUACUCAACGAACUCACCGCCAAUGGAAUCCCACCAAACCUCGGUGGCCAAGGUCAGGGUGCCGUCCCACAGCUCCCCAGCCAGCCUACCGUGACCAAGGAGGAAGGCAUCGAGCAACUUCCCCAGGAGAUCUCCCUGCCAAACCUCCAGACUGGCUUGCCCGUUGUCCCUGAACAAGGGUUCGACUUCUCCUCCAUCGACGUCGGUGACCAGGGCUGGAACUCGGGGAUCGACUUCAACUUCGCCAACCCGUCCGUCUUUCCCGUCCUCGAUGUCCCCACCGGACCAUCCCUUGAUAUGGAGGCCAUCACUGGCAAGAGCUCUAACUUUGUCGGGCCACUCCCAUCCGAUGAAUCCAAGGACGUCAUCCCUUCCAUUGAUGCCGUCCCAUUCGGUGUUGAGAAAGUCGAGACUUCCAAGGAAUCUUCUUCCAUCUCUACUGCUGACCUCGACAUUGACGAGACCGAUCCAUCCUUCGCCCUCUUCAUCGACCAGCCAACCACCGUCUCUAAGCCUAGCUCCGACAACCUCUUCAGGGGCGUUCAGCUCGAUAACAUCUCUGCCAAGUUCGACCUCGUCGUCGAGGGCUCUACCACCGACAGCACAUCCAAAGAAGUAAGCCCAGCUGCCAGACGAGACUUUGAGAGGCUAUGUGCUAGCAUCGAAGCACCCUUCCACCACAUUUCCCAACUUACUGCGCACCUUGAAUAA
Arthroderma uncinatum is the source of this 1875-nucleotide messenger RNA. RefSeq lists its product as uncharacterized. Gene Ontology annotation, molecular function: DNA-binding transcription factor activity. Bases 1 to 1875 code for a protein of 624 amino acids. Gene Ontology annotation, biological process: regulation of DNA-templated transcription. Lineage: Eukaryota; Fungi; Ascomycota; Eurotiomycetes; Onygenales; Arthrodermataceae. The transcript has 5 exons. The record is from RefSeq and is a predicted model, not a curated record.